UGUUUUGAGUUUUUUUGUGCGCGCUUGUUGUGAAUUGCUUCUAACGUUACUUGUGCUGUGUAUAGGCUACAAAAUUAAAACAUUUAUUGAUUUUAAUUAUUUAUACAGACAUUAUCACAGAUAUUCUGGCGUUUAUUAGGUAUCAUGUGGCACUGAAGUCUUUUAAAAAACAUAAAAAAGAUUGUAGCUGCAUGUAAUUUACCAACAAAAAGUCCACAUUAGUGUAUUUAGUGAAUCAUGGAGCACAAUGGACUGCAGUCCAGUAACGCUUGUCAGACACAUCUGAAAUGGGUUAAUGGAUUCACUGAGACGUCGCCCAUCUGUUUACCCAGCAAACGUAAACGAAAUGAUGUGAAUACGGUAAAUGGCCACGAAGAGGAUGGUCCUAAGGGUUUUCCCUCCAAAGAGAGCUUGAGGAAACGUGGUUUUGUCUUGAUUGAUGGCCAGAGAGGUGUGUUCUACUCUGAAAGCUGGGAGCCCAAUGGCAGCACUUUAUACCUGCCUGUAAAUGGCACUUUGUUAGCCAACAUUGAAAAAUAUGAUCAGAUCAGCUUUGAGCAGGGCUGCUUCUGCAUUGGCAAUGCAGCAGGUGGAUUUCAACAGAAAGUCCAAGGUCAAGCGAUCCAUUGCUGGCGAUAUAGUGAACGUGAGCGAAAGCUUUUCAUUGCACUUUCUUACUUGUUCACAAACUUACAAGUGUUCCAGGAAGUCGUUAGCACUCUUGAUUGUCUCUGAGGAUUCUGAGUACACACAGUGCCAUCUAAACUAAAAAGCAUAGACCAAUCGUAUUUUAUUUAGUGUAGCCUAGACAUUCCUCUUCUUUGUUACAAUGUCUUUUUUAAACAUCAUUUUACAUAAUGUGAUAAUCAGUUGAAAUAUACAGUAUGUGCCUUUUUGACACAUUAGUGCAUUUCUGUUCUCUGCUGUUACUGCACUUUCACAGUUAGUCAACGAUCAAAGAUAUCAGCCAUGUUUGAUAUCUAAAAAGUGUAUUUAGUUAAGCAAUGACAUUAUGUUCCAUAAAUGUGGAUACUGAUUUGUUUUGCAUGACAAACAAUAUUGUAAGCGAUCUUGAAGCCUCUGUUAUUGCUGUGAACCAAAACAUGACAUGAAAACACUGUAUUUUAGAUGCCUUUCAAGCUUGUUGCUGAUUUUGUGCACAUAAUUUGUACUCUAAAAAUGUUUGUACAGCUAUAUUGCUGUUGUAUGUGUUUAAGCUUUGCUUUUUAGUGACUUUUUAUAUUUUUUUUUUACUAUAAAAUGGAAGAAUAAAUCCAUUCAAUCUGU
Messenger RNA from Cyprinus carpio (common carp), 1287 nucleotides. RefSeq lists its product as uncharacterized. NCBI's taxonomy places the organism in Eukaryota, Metazoa, Chordata, Actinopteri, Cypriniformes, Cyprinidae. The record is from RefSeq and is a predicted model, not a curated record.